CCCAAGCUCCUCAUCCAGAGGACUGGCCGUCUGUUAGCACGAUGCCGGGAAAACCUGCACCCAUCAAGAAGUCCCCCGCCAAGAAGGCUGCGGAGAAGGCGCCCGAGCCCGCCCCGGAGCCUGCACCCGCCCCGGAGCCUGCACCCGCUCCACCUGCGGAGGCCGCACCUGCGGAGGCUCCACCUGCGGCGCCCCCUGCAGAGGGCGAAGCUGCUGCCCCCGCUGCAGCAGAGGACACCCCGGCUGCAGAAGGAAGCGCUCCAGCUGCUGCUCCCGCUGCUGAGGACGGUGCCGUCGCUCCCGCUGCAGAUGCUCCGGCAGACGCUGCUCCAGCAGAAGCUGCUGUGGUUGAGGAGCCACCAAAGGCGCCCACUCCUCCACCACCCGCAGUCCCCACCAGCGCUCCUCUGGAGGUGUCUGUGGAGGAUGUGAACGACUCCAGCCUCACCAUCAAGUGGAAGGAACCGGAGACAAUAGGAGACUCCGGCUUAGACGGAUACACCAUCGAGUACUGCAAGGAUGGAACUACAGAUUGGGUGGUGGCUAACGAGGAGCUGACCCCAAGUAAUCGUUACUGCAUCAAGAAUCUGACAGCCAACGACCUGCUGCGUGUGCGCGUGGUGGCUGUAAACCCCGGCGGACGCAGUGAACCUGGGACUCUCGCCGAGCCCGUGCCCAUCCGCGAGAUUGCUGACCGUCCCAAGAUUCGCGUGCCGCGCAGUCUCAGGUCCCGUUGUGUGAAGCAGGUUGGAGAGCAGAUCAACCUGGUCCUCCCAUUUCUUGGAAAGCCUAAACCUGUAGUGUCCUGGCUCAAGGACGGUCAGCCUUUGGAUGCAAAGAGGGUCAACAUCAGGAACAGCAACAAAGACAGCAUCUUGUUUAUCCGCACCUCUCAGAGGGAGGACUCUGGUGAUUAUGAGAUGUCCGUAAAAGUGGACAGCUUUGAAGACAAAGCCACCAUCACCAUCCAGGUUGUGGAGCUGCCCGGUCCUCCUGCCAGUGUGAAGCUGGUGGAUACCUGGGGCUUCAACGCUGCUCUGGAGUGGACUCCUCCCAAGGAUAACGGCAACUCCGACAUCACUGGAUACACUAUCCAGAAGGCCGACAAGAAGACAAAUGAAUGGUUCACGGUGCUGGAGCACUACCACAGGCUAACUGCCACCGUCUCAGACCUCAUCAUGGGCAACUCGUAUUCCUUCAGGGUGUUCUCCGAGAACCAAGUGGGCAUGAGCGAAAAAAGCGCAGUCACCAAGGAAGUGGCCACCAUCCAGAAGACAGGCAUUGUCUACAAGCCUCCUGAGUACCAGGACCGCGACUACAGCGAAGCACCCAAGUUCACCACAAUGCUCAGCGAUCGCGCCGCCACCGUGGGAUACACCACCAAGCUGCUGUGCUCUGUCCGUGGGUGCCCCAAGCCUAAGAUCGAGUGGCUGAAGAAUCAGAUGGUCAUCGGUGACGACCCCAAGUAUCGCCAGCUCUCCAACCAGGGCAUUUGCUCCCUGGAGAUCCGAAAACCCUGCAGCUUUGAUGGUGGUGUGUACACCUGCAGAGCCAAGAACGCCCAGGGAGAGGCCACCGUCUCCUGCAAACUGGAAGUCAAGCAGGUUUUCCUUGCAGAGGAGAAAGGCAAAUAAAGUCAUCACAAAUCUACAGAGUGCCUUUUCAAGGACCAGCAGAAAUCCAGGUCUUAUAUUUUGAGAGUGUCUGAGGAGGUGAGAAAAAGCUGUGGCUGGCUGUGCAGCGAUGUGUAAAUAAUGAAGCAAAGGACGGAACGACUCGCGGACAUCUCCAUAUCCAUUUCCUUCACUCCUUCGAAUAUUCAGGGAAGACUCACACCAUCUCACCCAUCCCAGCUAGCCAAACGUUGUAUGUUAUUUUAGUUGGUUAGUUGUACGUAAGACUGCAUUUGCCUGUUUUUUUUUUUCUGACUGCGUCCAUUUGCUGUUUGUUACAGUAUAUGUGCUCAAUAAAACAGUGAAUCCUUGGAUAUGCUAUUGCAAUGAUUGUAUGGAUGUUUAAUAAAAGUUGUAUUUUAUUGUAUAGUAUGUGGAUUUCUGCUGAAGUUUCAAAAUGCCUACAAUAAAGUGACAUGUGGUUUUAGACUUG
Molecule: messenger RNA, 2106 nt
Organism: Mugil cephalus (flathead mullet)
Lineage: Eukaryota; Metazoa; Chordata; Actinopteri; Mugiliformes; Mugilidae
Gene: mybpha
Product: myosin binding protein Ha
Exons: 14
Coding region: 42-1634 (530 amino acids)
Molecular function (GO): protein binding
Source: RefSeq, a predicted model, not a curated record